AGGAUCUUUUAGUGGGAAAUCAAGUCGAUUAGUGUUGCGGGUAUAUCCCGCCCGAAACUACAGCAACGUCCAUUCCAGUGUUCCUGAAGAUUACAAAGGGCAAGAAAGUCCGCUCGCCUUGGUGAUUAAGGAAAAAUUAGCCAAUUUCGAUGGUUUCAUCGACUUCUAGUUGUUGCAAAUUUUGGCGGAAGUUGCUUAGGGGAUUGUCAGCGAGAGUUCAGCUCACACCAUGCCCGCGGUGGUCGCUUGGCGUUUUCGAUGCGCACACGAUGCUCAGACGCCUGCUUCGCUUCAAAAUCGUUUCUUCCGGGAAGCCGCGCUUCGUGUGGGCGCUUCGGUUGGCUGGCUCAGCCUGGCUGGCAAUGCUUCGAUCCAAGCUAUUGCUUGCUUCUCUCCGAGCGGUUCGUAUCGAUGGUCCUCGUCCGCACCAGAUGGCUUGUUCCUGCGCGAUGCCAUUAUCCUAUCCACAGCCGCUUUACAGAAUUGCUGCGGGUUCUGAGGCCCGUUGUGCAUCGAUUGACCCGCUGGGAAGGGAAAGGGAUGGCGAUGCUAACGGUGGGCGCCCGUUGCGCUCAUUGCCGUGAUCUGUUUUGAACCCGCGCCAGCAGAAUCGUAACUGAUGAGUUGCAAGCUCAGCGCUUUGGUGGGGCGGGAUGUCCACAGGCCGUUGCCUGUGCAUCUCUUCUAUGAAGUCCGCAACCAUCAACAGGGACCCAAUUAUCGUGUGUCACCUCUGCGUAGCCCCUGAUCUCACGAUGUUAUUGACUC
Laetiporus sulphureus 93-53 is the source of this 768-nucleotide messenger RNA. RefSeq lists its product as uncharacterized. Lineage: Eukaryota; Fungi; Basidiomycota; Agaricomycetes; Polyporales; Laetiporaceae. The transcript is spliced from 2 exons. The record is from RefSeq and is a predicted model, not a curated record. Bases 150 to 584 code for a protein of 144 amino acids.